Molecule: messenger RNA, 1790 nt
Organism: Scleropages formosus (Asian bonytongue)
Lineage: Eukaryota; Metazoa; Chordata; Actinopteri; Osteoglossiformes; Osteoglossidae
Product: galanin receptor type 2-like
Exons: 1
Coding region: 309-1346 (345 amino acids)
Biological process (GO): G protein-coupled receptor signaling pathway
Cellular component (GO): plasma membrane
Molecular function (GO): G protein-coupled receptor activity
Source: RefSeq, a predicted model, not a curated record
UUUUUUUUUUUUUUUAAUCUCUGCAACGGUGUACAGACCAUCACUGUGACUGUGAGGCUCCAUGCUAGUCCCAUACGGCUACUUUCUGUUAAAUACUACACCAUUACCUGGGAAAGAAUGACUAAAUGAUAAGCACAAGGAAAAAUGGUCUGAGGGCUCAGCUCUAAAUUUAAAAUAGUGACGUGUGACAGUACUACUGUGACACUGCAAUAUAUUCAUGAUCAUUUAUGCCACACAGCAGAGAAAAACCACUUGUUACUGUAAUCAGUAAUAAUCAUUUAAAAACCCUUUGAAGGAGUGGUUGUCCCAUGGAUGAUGUGGAAGGACCGACAGCGAACAGUACAGUGGGGAAGGAGGAAGAAGGGUGUAUGGAGUGUGUAUUGGUGCCUGUGCUAGAAGCCUUGAUCCUAGUGACAGGGCUUAUGGGUCACUCACUCGUGCUCAUCAUCUUGGUCAGACGACAGCGGGGAGGGAGACGGCGGCCAAAUGGCACAGACACACUUCUCCUCGCCCUCAGUGUGGCUGACCUGCUGCUGCUACUCUGUCUGCCCUUCCACACGGCUGCCACUGCACUGAACCGCUGGCCCUUUGGCAUCUACUUGUGCAAGGCAGUCAGCUUUCUGGGAGCAGCCUGCUCCUCUGCCAGCGCCUUCACCCUAGCUGCACUUGCAGUCACCCGCUUCCUGACAGUCGUUUACCCCACCUGGGCCUACCGCUCACAGAUGCAGCGCUGGCUCAGACUAGUGGUGUCGGGUCUCUGGGUGCCUGCUAUCGCCCUGGCAGCCCCUCAGUUCGCCUUCCGUGCUUUGGGCCCUACAACUCAGCUGCACUGCUUUGCUUUCUUGUCUGACAUCAGCCAACUAGUCUACGGCAUCGUCCACUUCCUCAUCGCUUUUGCCCUGCCACUAGCCAUUAUUGUCACAAUGUACAGUAAGAUCUACUUCUUUCUGCAUCGCACACGUAGGGAGGGCAGGGCACCUCAGCUUGAGCGCUACCAGAACCAAGUGACACGCACCUCAGGCCUGCUGGUGUUGGCCUUCACCCUGUGCUGGCUGCCGUCCUAUGUGCUCAUGUUCGUCAUGCUGGGUCGUAACACAGCUAACGUGCCCCACUAUGGACCAGUUGCCAUCUUGGCCCGUCUGCUGGCCAUCUCCUCUACUGUGGCCAACCCCAUCCUCUAUGUCUUCAUGUCCCACAAGUUCCGUGCUGACCUUCUGAAUGUGGUCAAGGGUAUAUGGUGUGGGAUCCAUGGGGACUGCAGUUGUUGUAGGGGCCGUGGCACCUACCAUACCAGAAAAAGGAAUGGCACAGACCCUGUAGAGCUGGAACCUUCUGCAAAGCCCUAGAGGGGGCAGAGAAGCUUCCAUGCCUCACUUUUCUACUGAGACAUACAAGUUUAACCACUGUAAAAGAAUCGUGUCCUGGCACAGCACAGACCCGUUCAUUUCAAUACCUCAUAGGAUCUGCUUUAAAAAAAAAAAAAAAGGAAAAUGCUGAUCUGUAAAGCACUGGAAAAUUUCUGCGGGCUUUUGAUUGCAAUGAAAGUACUUUGAAAUAAAAAGAAAAAUGAGAAUUUUGAGGCCAUCAGAGGGUACUUUGAGGACACAGAAAACCAUGAAGCUGAAGAAAGCCACACUCCACAUCGAAACAUAUUUAUGGGGAAUCGUAAACAGAAUUUCUUUGGUUCGUGUUACUAGUUUAAUCACAGCAGCAUUUACUUCACUCGUUUACUUAUUUUAACUGUGUAAAUUUAAAUAUAAAUGCUGUUUGGUUCCAUUCUGGAAAGAGAG